CUCCCGUUAAUACUGCGACGGCAGAUCGAUCUCAACCCUAGUCUUUCUCCCUAACCCCCUCUCUGCUCCCCCACUCCCUCCCUCUUCUCCUUCGAUAUCGGACCUCCUCUUCUCAUUCUUUUUUCUCCUUGAUUCCACCGUCGUCAUCGCCGCGGUUUCCGCUUUCUGCAUCCCCUCAGGUGGCCCCGGAGUCCGGCAACAAGGCAUCCGGCUCCUCUCCCUCCUUCCAUUUGACUUCCUGUGAACCCGCGUUUGCUCUUCAUGGCGAUCUAGAGGAGGACUGGUUCGAACUCACAUAAUAAAGUCAAAACAGCGUGCGUGGAUACGGGAUGUAGGUAAGCGAGGGAAGAAUUUAUUCUUCUGGGGCGUCCGCAUCUACUUCUCAUGCUUGACCUAGACGAGAUGUUGAAUUGUGGAUAUUGUAAGCUACGAUAGAAUGGAUCCUGAGAGCAAGAAGUUUGGAAGAGGACCUAGGGAGCUUACAGGUGCUGCUGAUUUGAUUAACCGCUACAAGCUGUCAGCACACCAUGAUUUCUUUUGCAAAAGAAUUCUUCCUUUGUCAAUUUCAGACACACAUUAUCUCCACAAUGUUGUAGGAGACACAGAAAUCCGAAAGGGAGAAGGCAUGGAGCUGGGUCAGCUCUUUCAGAGUGCUCCAUACCUGAGAGAGACAACAGCUCAGAUUCAACAAUUCAACUUGGAUAUACUAGGGCAAGCAUUUGAGCUGCGAGAUACUGCCCCUAUUGACUUGCCUUUGUCAGAAAAAGGAACACCAACCAUUCCUGGGAAAUCUAAAGGAGAUUCUAAAGACAAGGGGAGGAAGCACAAAAAACACAAGGUCAAAGAUAGAGAAAAGGACAAGGAGCAUAAGAAGCACAAACGUCGACAUAAAGAUCGGAGUAAAGAUAAAGACCGAGAGAAAAAGAAGGAUAAAAGUGGACAUCAUGAUUCUGGUGGUGAUCAUUCAAAGAAACAUCAUGAGAAGAAGAGGAAACAUGAUGGUAAUGAAGAUUCAGUAGAUAAUCACAAACACAAGAAAAGUAAGGUAGUUGGCAUGCAUAAGAGUCUAAAGAUUGAAGAAGUGGGAGGGAUAAAGGUUUCAAGCUGAUAGAAGUUGACUACUUGUUGUCUGUCUUCAUUGUCUCACUAUCAAGCAUUCUGUUGGAGAAGAUUAGUUCGAAGGAUUUCUUAUCUUGCACCAGAAUUCUUUGAGGAACUCCAUCGUUCAAGGAUUGCCAUUCUGUGUGAUACCAUUUUGGCACGGGCAGAAAAAAAAGGUCUACUCAUAUGUCUGCACCUCAAUGUUACGUCAGCACCUUGGCAUGGGUCAGCAUUGUGCACACGAAUUCUUUUCUGGCGUGGUGCGUUCCAUUCUCACAUUGGUCGGAACAACAAGCUUUGCCAGUGAUCACACUUUAAUAUUUAUAUGAGUGUUUUUCUUAAAGUAACUUUGCAUUUUGGUUUCUGGGUGAAGAUGCAAGUUUUUGUAUCAUCGCUUUUUCAUCUAACUUUCUUCUUAACUUGGUGCAUCACCUGGCAUGUUCUCUGUAGUUCAUGAAUUGUUCUGUGUAUUUUGUGAUGGCUUGACACGUUUGUAAUUUCAUUGGAUGCCAAGUCCAAAUGUUACGAUUGAUAAUUUUUCCAAACUACCAAAGGAGCAAUGCUACAUGCACAGGAUUCAGAUCUUGAACAAAACUGAGAUAAACCUUUUUUUUUUGGCAGGUUAUUAAUUACCAGGAAUGCUCCUGCAAUUUUGUACUUGUGAUCUAAGAUGCACAUGCAAUCUGCAUGUCACAACAUUUAUACUUUUAAUGUCUUAAGUUAUUUUUGUUGAUACAUCAUAACUAUAUAAAGACAAAUGAGAUCCAUAAUCCAUAUUACAUGUUCCAACCCUAGAUUUUAUUCAAGAAAAAAUAAUAACAAUAAAGACACCAAAUAACAAGACAAAGUUAAUGAGUUAAGAGGUAUUGGGUUCUCUAUCACAAUUGGCUUUUUCUAAACUAAAUUUAUAGCUCAUGGCUCAGCAACUUUAAAUAUUUUAUAUGUUGGAGCUAGUGAUUUAACCAAAAUGUUUCUGUAGCAAGUCACAGCUCACAAUAAUGAACCAAUUAGCUAGAACACCCACAUGUUAAACCUCACUUGUACUGUAGCCUAAAAUGUUUCACUUUUCAGUAGGUCAGCAGUAAUCUUGGGAUAUUUUAGUCCCUUUAUGAGGAAGAUCAUGAUGUGAUGUAUAUUCUACAAGUAAAUGUGGUCUUUAAGGCAUAGAAUUCUCUUCCUUUAGUUGAUUUUGUGGUUAUUAAAAAAUAGUUCUGAAGUUGAAAAUAAAGGUAAUUCUUGUAUUAUUGCAAUUAUUUGUCAUAAUUAGUUUGUUUGUACAUGUACAGUGAAUUCAUUUCUUAAUGGCAAUCAAUUUGUUAUUAUCUGGAGUGGUGGAUCAUUUUCUUUUAAAAAUAUUAGGUGUAACUUCAGUCUUCAUCUGUAGGUGAUGAGAAAUUUACACUACGUAUAUUUGGUUUAAUAUGCAUGAGAAAAGAACAAUAUCUGCUUGA
This is a messenger RNA of Musa acuminata AAA Group (dessert banana), 2552 nucleotides long. RefSeq names its product mediator of RNA polymerase II transcription subunit 19a-like. The record is from RefSeq and is a predicted model, not a curated record. Gene Ontology annotation, cellular component: mediator complex. The transcript has 8 exons. Bases 437 to 1108 code for a protein of 223 amino acids. Gene Ontology annotation, molecular function: transcription coregulator activity; transcription factor binding. Lineage: Eukaryota; Viridiplantae; Streptophyta; Magnoliopsida; Zingiberales; Musaceae. Gene Ontology annotation, biological process: positive regulation of transcription by RNA polymerase II.